Molecule: messenger RNA, 345 nt
Organism: Suncus etruscus (white-toothed pygmy shrew)
Lineage: Eukaryota; Metazoa; Chordata; Mammalia; Eulipotyphla; Soricidae
Gene: CLPS
Product: colipase
Exons: 3
Coding region: 1-345 (114 amino acids)
Biological process (GO): response to food; lipid catabolic process; digestion
Cellular component (GO): extracellular region
Molecular function (GO): enzyme activator activity; lipase binding
Source: RefSeq, a predicted model, not a curated record
AUGGAGAAGAUCCUGGCCCUCCUGCUGGUCGCUGCCAUCUCCGUGGCCUAUGCAGUGCCCGAUCCCCGGGGAAUCUUCAUAGGCCUGGAAGAAGGCGAGCUCUGCAUGAACAGUGCCCAGUGCAAAAGCAAGUGCUGCCAUCGUACAAGCGGGUUGAGCCUGGCCCGCUGCGCCCCCAAAGCCAGCGAGAACAGCGAGUGCUCCACCUGGAACCUGUCUGGGGUUUACUACAAGUGCCCCUGUGAGCGCGGCCUGACCUGCGAGGCGGACAAGACCAUUGUGGGCUCCAUCACCAACACCAACUUCGGCACCUGCCACGAUAUAGGCCGUCGGGCCCAGGAGUGA